Molecule: messenger RNA, 2393 nt
Organism: Vespa mandarinia (Asian giant hornet)
Lineage: Eukaryota; Metazoa; Arthropoda; Insecta; Hymenoptera; Vespidae
Product: short-chain dehydrogenase/reductase family 16C member 6-like
Cellular component (GO): lipid droplet
Molecular function (GO): oxidoreductase activity, acting on the CH-OH group of donors, NAD or NADP as acceptor
Source: RefSeq, a predicted model, not a curated record
UAUUUUCUUUAAUCGUACUCGUUCUUAUCAUCGUUCUUUUAUUCUUUGAUACGAGAAAGAAUUUAUAAACGACGGAAAAAAAACAAAUAUACGAACGACAAUACGAUCUUCCUUCGAUCUAUCAUUGAUUUAUCGACAUUUAAAUGAACGAGAGAGAAAAAGAGAAGAAACUUUAUUGAAUAAAUAAUACGAAGAACGGAGAGAGCAAAAAUAGAUAUAUAAUAGACAAAUAGACAGACUGACAGAUAGUUAGACAGACAGAUUGAUAGAUAAAUAUAUAUAAAUAAAUGAAGAAAGAUUUAUCUAUCUGAUUGAAAAAUAAAAGGAAAAAAAGAUAAUAAGAAGUAGGAAUAAGAGGGAGAAGAGGAAGAAGAAGAAGAGGAAGGGGGAAAAAGGAGAAGGAGAAGAAGCCCCCCAAAAAAAAAAAGAAAAGAAAGAAACAGAAAGAAAUUAAAUUCAAGCUGCGUUCUAGACGGUUCUCAUUAAUAGAAGGUCGUAUUAAGUGUAAAUACGUGUUUAGGAAGUUUCACGUUGGAGGCCUUCGCAUAUUCUUCAUUUAGCAUACUGAACGAGAAUAGUGUAGGAUUUUAAACGAUCGUACGUUUAAUACAGACGAUUGCAUCGAACGUUUGAUCAAUUAAUUGAUCGUUCAAUAAUAAAAAUAAAGUGAAACGAGUUCGUUUGUUCGUUCGUUCGUUCGUUCGUUCGUACGUUCUUUUUUCUCUCAUAAACAAUAUAUCUCUCAUAGUUACAGGAUAUUAUCGACAAGAGAAAAGUUUUUCAUUCGAAGUUAAUAGAGUGAUUUAAAAAAAAAAAAAAAAAAAUAAAAAAGAAAAUCACAACGACAAUGUCAUUUAUAAAAUUAAUCUACAACUUUCUAAGUUUUAUAUUUGUCUCGAUCAUGGCCAUACUCGAGAGUAUACUUAAAAUAUUUAUACCAUAUAAAUAUCAAAUGAAGGACAUAUCGGGCGAGAUUGCUCUAGUAACAGGCGGUGGUGGAGGAUUAGGAAGAUUGUUAGCAUUGAGAUUGGCUAAUCUUGGCGUUAUCGUUGUGAUAUGGGACAUCAAUCUGAAAGGUAUCGAAGAAACGGUGAAAUUGGUACAAGCCGCCGGUGGUACUUGUUACGGAUACGUUUGUGAUCUUUGCAAUCGCGAGGAUAUUUAUAAAAAGGCGGCUCUAAUUAGAGAGGAAGUUGGCAAGGUAACAAUCUUGAUAAACAAUGCCGGCGUAGUUAAUAUUAUGAAGUUCUUAGAAACUCCUGACAAUCUUCUCAUACGUACGAUGGAGGUUAAUAUAAUGAGUCAUUUUUGGACAGUGAAAGCCUUCCUCCCGGCUAUGAUGGAAAUUAAUAAAGGUCAUAUAGUCAGUAUAGCCAGUAUGGCCGGAUACGUUGGGAUUCCAAAAUUAGUUGAUUAUUGUACAUCAAAACAUGCAGCGGUUGGUUUCGAUGAAGCUUUACGAAUAGAACUGAAGUACGAGGGAUAUAAUAAUAUCAACACCACGGUCGUAUGCCCCUAUUUCCUUCGUAGUACAGGCAUGUUUGGCACCGGAUAUACCGGAUUUUUGUCUAAUCUAAGUCCAAAUGAAGUAGCAGAAAAGACUAUAACAUCGUUGAGAUGUAACGAAAAGUACAUUAUGAUACCGGGAUAUUUUCAAUUUGUUUUACCUUUCAAAUGGAUAUUCCCAUGGACAUGCAUCAGUAAGAUACUGCGUUGUAUAGUCAAAGAUAUUUCACCUAUGCACGAAUCAACGGUAGAGACAAAUGUGAUCAACAAUAGCAAUAACAAAAAUAUAAAUGUAAAGGAUCAGGAGGACGGUGCGAUACAUCAAAAAUUAACUAGGCAUAUUUCAAGUUCCGAAAGAAAACCAUAGAAAUUUGGAGUACGAUUAUUUCUCUCUUUCUCUCUUUCUCUCUCUUUGUUUCUUUUUUUUUUCUCUUAUGGAAAUUGUUAUAAACUGUUACGAAGACAUUUGCAAAGAGGUAUAUAACGUAAAAUAUUUUCCUAUGUAUAUGUAAUUAUUAAUGAAAUAAUAAUUACGAACAAUCUAAUAUUUUUUUCUUUUGUAAUUGAGAUGAAUAACGAACGAUGUAAGAUAUUCCUAUGAAAGUGAACUUUUGUUUUUGUGUUUAGCUAUCAAAAGCAUAACGCCAUAUCAAUUCGAUAACUUUUCUUUUCUUCGAGAUAUAAAUAUAUAUAUAUAUAUAUAUAUAUAUAUAUAUAUAUAUAUAUAUGUAUACAUAUAUAUAUAUAUACAGGAUGUAACAAAGUUAAUGCGACAAUGUAGAAAUGAGAAAUACGUAAAAAUGAAAAAAAAAGAAAAAAAGAAGAAUAUGCUUGAUUUCUCAAUUAUAAAUCUUCGUUAAGUAAGAUCUUAAUAAAUUCGAUUAUAC